AUGGAAGUCCCCGCAGUGGACGUGGCGAGCGCCUUGAGAGAGGCGGCGGCCUUGGAGGAGAAGAAGCUGAAGGAUAAGCAGCAGGCUGAAGCCGACAACGCGCUCGCUGAGGAGGUUGAUGUCGAGGUGUUCUCUGCCUACGAGUGCCGAUCCCUCCCCCCAGAGCUCGGCAACGCGCACCCGGGAGACAUCAGCGAACCGGGCCUCCUCUCAGCGGUGCCGCUGCCGCCUCCCACGUAUGGCUCUGAAGCGUUUGACGGUCCGGUCAUCGACGAGACCAAGCUCAGCAGGCUGCAGCUAGAAGGGGUCCUCUUCGCGGCUCAGAGGCAUACGCACCUCCUGCCGGACGGGAAACGGGCAGGGUUCUUCAUCGGCGAUGGGGCGGGUGUCGGAAAGGGGCGGCAGAUUGCCGGGAUCAUCUUGGACUCGUGGGCUAGGGGUCGGAAGAAGCACGUCUGGUUCAGUAUCUCGAACGACCUAAAGCUGGACGCGCAGAGGGACUUGAAGGACGUCGGGUGCCACAUCAACGUCAUCGACGGCUGUCAGGGGUUGGAUGCCGCAUCAAGCAAGGGCCUCGGCAUGUCCAGCAGCUCCAAGCACGGGUGCCUGUUUAGCACGUACAGCACGCUCGCCAGCGGACGGCCCAACGCCGUCGGCAAGAAGACUCGCCUCGAGCAGCUCAUAGACUGGUGCGGAGGGAAGGAUUUCGAGGGCUGCUUGGUGUUUGACGAGGCGCACAAGGCCAAAAACUUCAACUCUUCCAAAGAGGAGCUGUCUACCAAGGUGUCCCAGGCCGUCAUCAAGAUUCAGGACAUGCUACCCAAGGCGCGCGUGGUAUACUGCUCCGCCACAGGGGUGACCGACAUCGGGAACCUGGCGUAUGCAACACGGCUGGGCCUGUGGGGAGAGCACUCGCCCUUCCGCGGCUUCAAGGAGUUCAAGGAGAGCAUGGAGAAGCGCGGGCUAGGGGCACUGGAGAUGCUCGCGAUGGAACUCAAGGCUAAGGGCUCGUACGUGAGCAGAGGGCUGGGGUGGAAAGGAGCGGAGUUCGAGACCUGCGAGGUGAAACUCCCCCCCUCGACUGUGGAGAUGUACGACAAGGCCGUAGAGUUUUGGAUGCUGCUGAGGAAGGAGUUGGAGAAGGCCGCUUCGGCGUGCGGCAACAGCGGAAUGUGCAAGGCGGAGCGAUGCAAGGAUGACCAUGUCUGCUCCCCGAUGCGUCAGUUCUGGGGGCAGCAGCAGCGUUUUUUCAAGGAGAUGGCGAACGCCUCCAAGGUGGAGUUCGUGGUCGCACAAGCCAAGGAGGCGCUGUCGAGUGGCAUGAGUGUAGUCAUCGGCCUGCAGAGCACCGGGGAGAGCGGAAUGGACAAGGCAAUGUCGGAGAUGAAGAAGAGGCCGGGCGACACCGUUGCCACGCUCAUCAGCGCCGCACACUAUGGCACCAUCGGGUUCAUCAAGCAGUUCUUUCCUACCCGAACAGUGCCGAAAGAGGUAAAGGUCAUGACAGACCAAGACAUCGAGGACAUCAUCAGCUGCCAGUUGAACGUGCACAUCCAAGCGGGAAUCGCGACCCUAUUCAACGUGGAACAGGCUAGGGCAAGCCUCCGCAAGGACCAAGAGCGGAGCAAGGUGCUGAAGGCCGAGCAAGCCAAGUCGCGUGAGCUUCAGGAUUGCGUGGAGGCUAAGGAAAAACUGCUUCAAAAGGCGAAGGAGCUUCGGCUGCUUCCUUCUCCGUUAGACGCCCUCAUCGAUGCUCUGGGGGGGACGGCAGAAGUCGCCGAGAUGACUGGCCGAAGGGGAAGGCUCGUUCGUAGGGUCCGCGGUGACGCUGGAUUCAAGUAUGACCUUAGGCCGGAAAACGAGGAGACCAGCCUCAACAUCCGCGAGCGCGAGCUGUUCAUGUCCGGCAAGAAGAAGGUGGCCAUCAUCAGCGACGCCGCCAGCACCGGGGUCUCCCUCCACGCGGCGGUGGGGUCGGGAUCGGAGGGGCGCCGGCGGCUCCACAUCACUCUCGAGCUGCCGUGGUCCGCGGACAAGGCCAUCCAGCAGCUGGGCAGGAGCCACCGCUCCAACCAAGCGUCGGCGCCGGUGUUCCGACUACUGGUGACCGAUCUCGGGGGCGAACGUCGCUUCGCCGCAGCCGUCGCCAAGCGGCUGGCCAGCCUAGGGGCCCUGACGAAGGGAGACCGUCGCGCCGCCACAGGAGCCGACUUUAGCUCCUUUGACCUGGACACCAAGUACGGCCGCAGGGCGCUCAAGUCCAUGAUGAUGGCCAUUGUCACCAAGACGGGGCUAGCCCCUGGCGUCGACCUGAUGACCCUCCGUCCCUUCGUGCAGUCAGGACUCCUCAUGUCAACCGCUCCGGCCGCAGCUACCCCAACCCCAUCCUCUGUCAACCAGGGGGGGGCGACGGGAGCCGCGGGGAUGAUGGCGGAAGAGCUCGGGCAAGAAGCCAAGGCAGAGAUCAAGAUUGCUGCCAUGCUGGCCGCGGAGCGGAGCUUGGAGGACAUGGCGAUCGAACCAGCCCAGUACAACAACGUCACCCUCUUCCUCGGCAGGCUACAGGGCCUCCCCGUCCAAAGGCAGAACCUCAUGUUCACCUACCUCACGGGAACUCUGGAUGCUGUGCUGAGCGAGGCCCGCGCCUCCGGUGUAUACGAUGAGGGCGUGGCCGACCUCCGUGCUAGCUCGGUGACCCUCAAGAACGCUCCGGAGGAAGUCGCCAAGGACCCUGCAACGGGAGCUGUUACCCAACUAGCACAGGUGGUGCUAGACCGUGGGGUGAGCUGGGACCAGGCUUUGGCCAAGCGAAGUGAAGCCGCGGACGCUGGCAUGGAUGAAGCUGUCAAGCCAACGUCGGGGGCCAAGCCGCCGAAGGGGACGGGUUUCUAUCGCAGCAGGCAUACCGACAUCACCAGCCAGCGCAAGCUCGUCGUGCUUGCCGUUCGCAAGGCCAAGCACAACAGGCUGAUGGUGAUUACCCGUCCGAACACCGGCACGUCGGGAUACGAGAUGGACCUUCAGGAGCUCAGAGAGAAAUACGAUAGGGUAUCGGACAAUGAAGAGGCCACAGCGACGGUGCAACACGCCUGGACGCAGGCGUACGACUCCUCGAACGGUGCGGACUACCGAGGUUCGAGGAAGGUCACGCUGGGGCUCUUGUCCGGCUCAGUGCUACCGAUGUGGUCCGCCCUGGAGAAGACCGUCGCCGUUUGCCGUGCACAGAUGACCAAGGCUGAGGAGGCACUCAAGGUGAACCGAGUGAUCCUGGACGAUUCUACAAAGCUCGUGGGGGUUCGGCUCCCAACCACGGCGCUCUCAACCCUGAGACAGCAUCUGGCAGAGGCCGUGCAAGCCAGAAAAGCGGUUGUCGACAGCGGUGGGGGGGGGGGCGUCGAUCCCGUGUCCCCGAUCAACCCGAAAACCCUCCUCCAAGUCAAAACCCCUCCCAAAAAUAUUCUCAGCUUUUUCGGGCGCGCUGCUUCCCCCUCUCCGUCAUCUGCGGCAACUCCGCCCCCGGUCGGCGGCAAGCGCCACGCUGGGGUUUCCAGUGUCGGCGGCUCUGCCGGCAGAGUGAAAAAGAAAAAGGGGUCGGUUGGAGGCUCGGGGCGGAACGCUGGGAAGGAGAACAGCGCUAGUAGCACCGCCAAGGGUGUCGCUGCGUUGUUUGGCUCCCAACUUGGUAGCAAGGACACCGCCGGUUCGACGGCCUCUGCGAAGAGGGAUGAUCCUCCUGAGGUUAUCUCGAUUGACGACUAGACUAUAAUAGUGAUGAUCCUGACUCUUGCCGCACUCGCUCGCUUUGGUGGCUUGUGAUCUCGAUUGACGAUGAAUGAUG
This is a messenger RNA of Ectocarpus siliculosus, 3838 nucleotides long. The record is from the annotation of a GenBank genome assembly. NCBI's taxonomy places the organism in Eukaryota, Phaeophyceae, Ectocarpales, Ectocarpaceae.